UCCAAUAUAACCCAACCAGUUAAUUUAUUUUUAAAGCUAUUUCACGUGAGCGAUCGAUAAUUCCUAAUUUUUGAAAAAGACCAGGAACUUGAAAAAAAAUAUGGAUAUGUACCUAUUUAAUCUCAUAUCAGCAAGUUGUACUUAGUUCGCGAACCAAGUUCAUCAUUUUUCGGUAAAAUGCGAUUGUUAAAAUACAUCGUUUUGUCAAUAUUUUCGGUGUGUUUGAAAGCUGAUUUCGUAAUAUCUACGGAUACGUUAGAUUGGUGGCAGACGUCGGUAAUUUAUCAGAUUUGUCCACGAUCAUUCAAGGAUAGCAAUUCUGAUGGUAUUGGAGAUCUGAAAGGGAUCGAGGAAAAGGCAGAUUAUCUCAAAGAUUUAGGUAUUGGUACAGUAUGGUUAACUCCGAUAUAUAAAUCACCAAUGGCGGAUAUGGGAUACGACAUUUCGGAUUUCAAAUCGAUAGAUCCCAUUUUUGGAACAAUGGCUGAUUUUGAAUCAUUACGAGAUAAAUUACAUUCUCUUGGUAUGAAAUUGGUUCUGGAUUUUGUACCAAAUCACAGCAGUGAUGAGCACGAAUGGUUCAUUAAAUCUGUGCAGAGAAUUGACCCCUAUACAGAUUAUUACGUUUGGGGAGAUCCAAAAGGUUGGAUUAAUGAAACCACACCAUUACCUCCAAAUAAUUGGGUAGGUCCAUUUGAACAAUCUUUAUGGUCAUAUCAUCCAAUAAGAAAGCAAUUUUUUUUACAUCAGUUCGCACGUAAACAGCCAGACUUGAAUUAUCGUUAUGAUAAAUUAGUUGAAGAAAUGAUGAAUGUAAUCCGUUUUUGGCUGGACAAAGGAGUAGAUGGAUUUAGAAUGGAUGCUGUAAUUCAUCUCGUGGAAGACUAUAGAUUUUUGGACGAACCAAUCGUCACAAAUCUCUUAUUCAGUGGAAAACCCGCUUAUGUAGCUUUUGACCACAAAUAUACACAAUGUCUUCCUGAAACUUACGAAAUGUUUCACCAGUUUCGAGAGUUGGCCGAUUCUUAUAAGGAAAAAGAUGGACAAACGAGAGUUAUCAUGCUGGAAAUCGGUACCAUGCCUACGAUAGAAAACACAAUGAGAUUUUAUGGAAACAAAUCGUAUCCAAUAUCUCAUAUUCCGUUUAAUUUCCUUCUGAUGGAUUUUCUAAAUGACACCUCUACUGCUCAAGACUUUCACUAUUACAUAAAUCAAUGGAUGGAUAACAUGCCAGAAGGACAAUGGCCCAACUGGAUGUUAGGAAAUCACGACAGGAUCAGAAUUGCUGACCGGUAUGUCCCUAGUAGUGUGGACUCUAUGAAUACACUUUUGUUAUUAUUGCCUGGAACGCCUGUUUCUUAUAAUGGAGAGGAAAUUGGAAUGGAUGAUGUGAAACUGAGUUGGAACCAAAUAACCGAUGUAUAUGCUCAGGUUGUGGAUCCGCUUAUGUACAUGGCCAGGAGCAGGGAUCCGGAAAGGACUCCUUUUCAAUGGGAUUCCUCGAGACAUGCAGGAUUUUCCAACACGAGUGGAAAAACUUGGUUACCAGUGAAUCCAGAUUACUACAGAAUUAAUGUCGAAGCACAAAAAAAUGAUCCAAAAAGUCAUUUGAACAUUUAUAAAAAUUUAAUUAAAUUACGAUCGAAGAACGUUUUUCGUCUAGGUGAUUUCAAAUUGUACAACGUUUCAGAAAAAAUUCUCGCAUUCAAGAGAAGUCUACAGAAUGAAAUAUUCAUAAUAAUGAUAAAUCUCAGUAAUGAAGAGGAGGUCAUUGAUUUCAAAAAUACCAUAACAGAUGUCCCCAAUACGAAUUUUAAUAUUGCCUUGGUUAGUCAAAAUUCCGAAUUCGAAGUUGGCAAUGAACUAAAUACAAGAGACAAAUUCAGGAUGAUACCAAAAUCGUGCAUCGUUCUUGAAGCAAUUUUUUAAACGUUCCACUAUUAAAUCGAUAAUGAGGCCUGGAAUAUUAGAUCCCAACUGAUUUUAUUUAGUUC
Messenger RNA from Planococcus citri (citrus mealybug), 1994 nucleotides. RefSeq names its product maltase 2-like. Gene Ontology annotation, biological process: carbohydrate metabolic process. The transcript has 10 exons. NCBI's taxonomy places the organism in Eukaryota, Metazoa, Arthropoda, Insecta, Hemiptera, Pseudococcidae. The record is from RefSeq and is a predicted model, not a curated record. The coding region runs from base 178 to 1929 and encodes 583 amino acids.